This is a messenger RNA of Tuber melanosporum (Perigord truffle), 774 nucleotides long. RefSeq lists its product as uncharacterized. Gene Ontology annotation, cellular component: EARP complex; membrane; GARP complex. NCBI's taxonomy places the organism in Eukaryota, Fungi, Ascomycota, Pezizomycetes, Pezizales, Tuberaceae. Gene Ontology annotation, biological process: endocytic recycling; Golgi organization; Golgi vesicle transport. The record is from RefSeq and is a predicted model, not a curated record. The transcript is spliced from 2 exons. The coding region runs from base 1 to 774 and encodes 257 amino acids.
AUGUCCAUCCCUCCCACCCCCGCCAUCUCGGUAGACUCCACCCACGUCGCCUCCCCACGUCUCCCAUCCCCGGACUCCCGCUCCUCCUCGCGGCGCGUCUCCCUAGACGUGCUCCCCCAGCAAUCACUAAACCCGCACAGCCCCAAGCCCCGACGCAACCGCUCCGCGCUCCGGCAGUUCUACGGGCUUGGGCAGGACUCCUCGCUACCAGAAGAAAGCCCUGAAAAGAAACAGGUGGAAGAGAAACUCUGCGAGAUCGACCGCGAAGGGUUUGAUGCAGCGGCUUAUGUCGAGAAGUUUAUCGCAGAGGCCGAGUUGAAGGAGUUGUUGAGGAGGGAGAAUGAGCUUGUUAAUGAAAUCCGCGGCUUCGACGGCGAGCGAAAAGCACUCGUUUACGACAACUACAGUAAAUUGAUAACUGCAACAGACACUAUUCGGAAAAUGAGAGCUAAUAUGGAGCCCCUCGCGCCGACUACCUCCACCCUCGGCCCUGCAAUAUCUCAUAUCGCGCAGGUGUCUGCUUCGCUGGUGGAGAAUAUCCCGCCUUCGCCGGUCACACCGAAGAUCCCUACUUCUAACAAGAGGAAGAAAGAUGCUGUCCUCUGGGCCCUGGCAUGUCCAGGCAGGAUUGAGGAGCUGGUGAAGGAGGGGAAGAGAGAUGAAGCAGAGAGGGUUUUUGGUGUGCUGGAGGGUAUGCUAGGGAAAUGGGAGGGGGUUAAGGGCACCAGAGAGUUAAGGGAGAAGGCGACGGCUGCGUUGGGGAAGGAGGAAUGA